Messenger RNA from Amphimedon queenslandica, 642 nucleotides. RefSeq lists its product as uncharacterized. The record is from RefSeq and is a predicted model, not a curated record. NCBI's taxonomy places the organism in Eukaryota, Metazoa, Porifera, Demospongiae, Haplosclerida, Niphatidae. The transcript is spliced from 2 exons. Bases 43 to 627 code for a protein of 194 amino acids.
UUAAAAUGCAAUGAUCCUGAUCUGGUGUUGUUUGUUGUGUCCAUGAAAGAAGACCGAUGGACUGAAGAUGAAAUUGAAACUAUUGCUCUAGUUAAUAGAGCAUUGGGUGAAGAGAUUUGGCAAAACACUUUACUUGUACUGACGUUUGCAAAUGAAAUUUAUAAUGUUAAAAGAAAAGAAGAAUUGGCUAGUUUGUUUGUUGAAACAUUGCGGAAUGAGACAGGAAUAAGUCUAACAACUGAUGACAUGCCAGUUGCUUUAGCUGGUCACUUAUCAAAAGGUGAACAUUUGCUUGAAUAUGGAAUUGAAUAUUGGUAUACACAGCUCUUCAUUAAGGGUAUAAAACAAGUCAAAAAUAAUGGAGCAGAUGCUUUAAUGCUUCUUAUUCUUUAUCAUAAAGAUCAAGUACGUCUCACUGAAGCCAUGAAAGAAGCUUUUUGUGAUAUUUACAAUCACAAAGCAACAAAGACAGUUUUUGCAAUAGGAACUUUCACAAUAUUUAUGGUAGUGUUGCCAUUUUCAUGGAUCCCUACUGUUAUUGUUGCUGCUGUUGGCACAAUAACUACUGCAUUAAGCUAUGAUGUUGUUAAAAGGGUCACUACACUGGAUGAAUUUUGCAACAGUUGAAAAUUAUACAUACUG